AUGGACACGGCAAUUGACCUCUCGGACGCCUCCAAGGCCCUGGACCUCGCCAACAUCCGCUUCCAACUCAUCCGCUUAGAAGACACGAUAACCUUCCAUCUAAUCGAGCGUGUUCAAUUCCCCCUAAACCCAACAAUCUACGCCCCCGACGGCGUCUCAAUCCCCAAUGAACAUAUCAGCCUCAUGGACUACCUCCUCCGCGAGCAGGAACGCCUUCAGUCCCGCGUCCGCCGCUUCGAGUCCCCCGACGAGUAUCCUUUCUUCCCAUCCUCUCUCGAAAAGCCAAUUCUCCAACCCCUCUCUUACCCCAGGAUCCUACACGACAACGACGUGAGCGUGAACGAGGUAAUCAAGCAGCGCUACGUCGAGAACAUUCUCCCCGCGGUGUGCACAAGAUUCGGCGACCGCGGUGACCGCGGCGAAAAGCAGGAGAACUACGGGUCCGCGGCGACGUGCGAUGUGAGCUGUUUGCAAGCGCUGUCGCGGCGUAUUCACUUUGGGAAGUUUGUUGCGGAGUCGAAGUUCCAGAAGGAGACGGAGAAGUUUGUAGCGCUGAUUAAGGCCGAGGAUCGCAAGGGUAUUGAUGACGCCAUUACGGAUGCGAAGGUUGAGCAGAAGGUGCUUGAGAGGCUGGCCCUUAAGGCGAAGACUUAUGGCACGGACCCUGGGUUCCCUGAUCAGUCGGGACCGAAGAUUGAUGUUAAUGCCGUUCAGGCUAUGUACAAGGAAUAUGUCAUUCCUUUGACCAAGGUCGUGGAGGUAGAGUAUCUGAUGCAGCGCUUGAAGGGUACACAAUGGGAGUAA
Messenger RNA from Aspergillus puulaauensis, 804 nucleotides. It is a transcript of the gene ARO7, whose product is annotated as chorismate mutase ARO7. Gene Ontology annotation, cellular component: cytoplasm. The record is from RefSeq and is a predicted model, not a curated record. Bases 1 to 804 code for a protein of 267 amino acids. Gene Ontology annotation, molecular function: chorismate mutase activity. The transcript is spliced from 3 exons. NCBI's taxonomy places the organism in Eukaryota, Fungi, Ascomycota, Eurotiomycetes, Eurotiales, Aspergillaceae. Gene Ontology annotation, biological process: chorismate metabolic process; aromatic amino acid biosynthetic process.